Messenger RNA from Arabidopsis arenosa, 342 nucleotides. The record is from the annotation of a GenBank genome assembly. NCBI's taxonomy places the organism in Eukaryota, Viridiplantae, Streptophyta, Magnoliopsida, Brassicales, Brassicaceae.
GACCAUGUGAUAAUGUGAUUUGUGAAGUCAACUACAUGGGGAUGCUUGCGGUGGAAGGUACCUACGAUAAGAUGGAGGCUCUUCUCAACCAAAAUAUUCACCCUGUCGACAUUCUUUUAAUGCUAGCAGCCUCAGAAGGAGACAAGCCUAAAAUUGAAGAGCUUCUUAGAGCCGGCGCUGACUACACACUUAAGGACGCUGUCGGCAAAACCGCGCUUGACCGAGCUAACAGCUAGCAGAUACGUGACUUGAUCCUUGGAUCCGUCACUCAAAAGGCUUGACAAAUAGGUCAUUUCGCAAGCAGAGUUAGCUUUUCCUUACAAAGAAAAUGAUGUCUGUUUU